Molecule: messenger RNA, 7585 nt
Organism: Miniopterus natalensis
Lineage: Eukaryota; Metazoa; Chordata; Mammalia; Chiroptera; Miniopteridae
Source: RefSeq, a predicted model, not a curated record
GAAGACAGAACGCUAAAAUGUUUUUUUUUGUUGUUUUUUUUUUACUCCCCUCUUGACACGUUGCCUGGCGAAUUUCUCCGUUCUGCAGAGUUACCGGCUGAAGAAGGAAAAACCUUGCUGGAACUUGUGAUUGAGCAGUUUGAAGACUUACUAGUUAGAAUUUUAUUGCUGGCCGCAUGUAUAUCUUUUGUUCUGGCUUGGUUUGAAGAAGGUGAAGAAACAAUUACAGCUUUUGUAGAGCCCUUUGUCAUUUUACUUAUAUUAGUAGCCAAUGCAAUUGUGGGUGUGUGGCAGGAAAGAAAUGCUGAAAAUGCAAUCGAGGCCCUUAAGGAGUAUGAGCCUGAAAUGGGCAAAGUGUAUCGACAGGACAGAAAGAGUGUACAGCGGAUUAAAGCUAAAGACAUAGUUCCUGGUGAUAUUGUAGAAAUUGCUGUUGGUGACAAAGUUCCUGCUGAUAUAAGGUUAACUUCCAUCAAGUCUACUACUCUAAGAGUUGACCAGUCAAUUCUCACAGGUGAAUCUGUUUCUGUCAUCAAGCACACUGACCCCGUCCCUGACCCACGGGCUGUUAACCAAGAUAAGAAGAACAUGCUCUUUUCUGGUACGAACAUUGCUGCUGGCAAAGCCAUGGGAGUGGUGGUAGCAACUGGAGUUAACACUGAAAUUGGCAAGAUCCGGGAUGAAAUGGUAGCAACGGAACAGGAGAGAACACCUCUCCAGCAAAAACUAGAUGAAUUUGGGGAGCAGCUUUCCAAAGUCAUCUCCCUUAUUUGCAUCGCAGUCUGGAUCAUAAACAUUGGGCACUUCAAUGAUCCAGUUCAUGGAGGCUCCUGGAUCAGAGGUGCUAUUUACUACUUUAAAAUCGCAGUGGCCCUGGCUGUAGCAGCCAUUCCUGAAGGUCUGCCUGCUGUGAUCACCACCUGCCUGGCCCUUGGAACUCGCAGAAUGGCAAAGAAAAAUGCCAUCGUUCGAAGCCUCCCUUCUGUGGAAACCCUUGGUUGUACUUCUGUUAUCUGCUCAGACAAGACUGGUACACUUACAACGAACCAGAUGUCAGCCUGCAGGAUGUUCAUUCUGGACAAAGUUGAAGGUGAUACUUGUUUCCUGAAUGAAUUCACCAUAAGUGGGUCAACAUAUGAACCAACUGGAGAAGUGUAUAAAGAUGAUAAACCAGUGAAAUGUCAUCAAUAUGAUGGCCUUGUAGAAUUGGCAACAAUUUGUGCUCUUUGUAAUGACUCUGCUUUGGAUUACAAUGAGGCAAAGGGUGUGUAUGAAAAAGUUGGAGAAGCUACAGAGACUGCUCUCACUUGCCUGGUAGAGAAGAUGAAUGUAUUUGAUACGGAAUUGAAGGGUCUUUCCAAGAUAGAACGAGCGAAUGCCUGCAACUCGGUCAUUAAACAAUUGAUGAAAAAAGAAUUUACUCUAGAGUUUUCACGUGAUAGAAAAUCAAUGUCGGUUUAUUGUACCCCAAACAAGCCAAGCCGGACGUCGAUGAGCAAAAUGUUUGUGAAGGGUGCUCCUGAAGGUGUCAUUGACAGGUGCACCAACAUUCGAGUUGGAAGCACUAAAGUUCCUAUGACCCCUGGAAUCAAGCAGAAGAUCAUGUCUGUCAUUCGGGAAUGGGGUAGUGGCAGUGACACACUGCGAUGCCUGGCUCUGGCCACUCACGACAAUCCACUGAGAAGAGAAGAUAUGAACCUUGAGGACUCUGCCAACUUUAUUAAAUAUGAGACCAAUUUGACUUUCGUUGGCUGCGUGGGCAUGCUGGACCCUCCGAGGAUUGAAGUCGCCUCUUCUGUGAAGCUGUGCCGGCAGGCAGGCAUCCGGGUCAUCAUGAUCACGGGGGACAACAAGGGCACUGCCGUGGCCAUCUGUCGCCGCAUUGGCAUCUUUGGGCAGAAUGAGGAUGUGACAGCAAAGGCUUUCACAGGCCGGGAGUUCGACGAGCUCAGUCCUGCAGCCCAGAGAGAUGCCUGCUUGAAUGCCCGCUGCUUCGCUCGAGUCGAACCUUCCCACAAGUCUAAAAUUGUAGAAUUUCUUCAGUCUUUUGAUGAGAUUACAGCUAUGACUGGGGAUGGUGUGAAUGAUGCUCCUGCUCUGAAGAAAGCCGAGAUCGGCAUCGCCAUGGGCUCUGGCACCGCGGUGGCUAAAACCGCCUCGGAGAUGGUCCUGGCCGACGACAACUUCUCCACCAUCGUGGCUGCUGUGGAGGAGGGACGGGCAAUAUACAACAACAUGAAGCAGUUCAUCCGCUACCUCAUCUCAUCGAACGUGGGGGAAGUUGUCUGCAUUUUCCUGACAGCUGCCCUUGGAUUUCCUGAGGCUUUAAUUCCUGUCCAGCUGCUCUGGGUCAAUUUGGUGACAGAUGGCCUGCCUGCCACCGCACUGGGGUUCAACCCCCCUGAUCUGGACAUCAUGAAUAAACCCCCCCGGAACCCGAAGGAGCCGCUGAUCAGUGGGUGGCUGUUUUUCCGUUACCUGGCUAUUGGCUGUUAUGUUGGCGCUGCUACUGUGGGUGCUGCUGCGUGGUGGUUCAUUGCUGCUGAUGGUGGUCCAAGAGUGUCCUUAUACCAGCUGAGUCAUUUCCUACAGUGUAAAGAGGACAACCCAGACUUUGAAGGAGUGGAUUGUGCAAUCUUUGAAUCCCCAUACCCGAUGACAAUGGCACUCUCUGUUCUAGUAACCAUAGAGAUGUGUAACGCCCUCAACAGCUUGUCUGAAAACCAGUCCCUGCUGAGGAUGCCCCCUUGGGAGAAUAUCUGGCUCGUGGGCUCCAUCUGCCUGUCCAUGUCGCUCCACUUCCUAAUCCUCUAUGUGGAACCCUUGCCACUUAUCUUCCAGAUCACACCGCUAAAUUUGACCCAGUGGCUGAUGGUGCUGAAAAUCUCCUUGCCUGUGAUUCUAUUGGAUGAGACGCUUAAGUUUGUGGCCCGCAACUACCUGGAACCUGGUAAAGAGUGUGUGCAGCCUGCCAGCAAAUCCUGCUCGUUCUCGGCAUGCACCGAUGGGAUUUCCUGGCCGUUUGUGCUGUUCAUAAUGCCCCUUGUGAUCUGGGUGUAUAGCACAGACACUAACUUUAGCGAUAUGUUCUGGUCUUGACUGACAGUUUUACAUAAAGAAGAUGUUUAACUUAAUCAAUUAAUUUUUUAUUGUUUAAAGCAACUGUCUAUUUCUGCUGAAUUUCACAUGAACAUAUUGGCUGGUGAAGGAGGUUUCAUACUCUAGAUUUUGUUUUGCUUUUUCUGACUCCAGUGGGGCAAGAUUUUCCUUUUUUAUACACAUAAUUAAAGUGUCCAUUGACAUGUACAGAGAACUAACACUAUUUUAUGCAAAUAUUUUUUUGUAGAUGAAAAAGCAUGUACAGUGUUCUGUUUAAUACUCAUCCUUGUAUAAAAAAAAAAAGUUGAGCCAGCAGACAUUGUCAGCAAAUUAAUUGGCAGCAGAUUUUAGGAAAUGAAUGUGUGUGGUUUUUUCUAAAACAAAAUAGCAUGUAUUGUGUCUUUUGCAUGAUCAUCUGGGUUUAAUCUGAGAUCACAGUCUAAUUUUUAUUCAUAAGCCAAUUUUUCUGCACUGGGCAGAGUACUGCUACCUCAGUCAGUAUUUUUUGGUUUGCCACUCCCUCACCCCUCUCGGUUCACCUCCACCCCCACCCCACCCCGGUCCUGCCCGCUCAGCCCGCUUCUCCUGUAGGAUUUCGAUGGUUCUGUUUACAUCAGUCUUAAGAGGUAUGCCUGUUCUCGCUUGUGCAGAAAACAUUGUUCCAGAUUCGAUUGACUGGGUUCAUGUCCCCUCACGUAGUUUUUAAGGUUAUUUAUUUAAAUGUCUAGUCUAUUUUAUUGUAACAGACAUUGUUUUGCCAACAUUGCCUAUUUCAGUGGCACUUCACAAUCUAGUUAAAAAAAUAAAACAUUUUAAAUGGACAGAAAAAUAACUGCCUUGUUUUUAACUCUUAAGUGGCCUAGCUUGAACUACCAACUUUCUCCUAAGUCCUUAGCGCAGACCCUAGUUUUACUGUGGUUUGGUUACAGGGAAGAAGGAGCCUGUUCUGCUGCAGAGGUAGCUGUAAGAAUUUUAUUUUUUAAUCUAUAGGCACUGUCAUCUGUGACAUUUUAUGCAAGUUUCUGCUGGCCUGUUUUAGCCUGGUGUAGAGAACAUAAGGGCAGGCGUGUGUGUGUAUGUGCGUGUAUGUGUUUUGUAAAAUCUGUAAAUAGCACAUGACCAAAUGAACAUAUUGUAUAGAACUAUUUUUAUUUGAAUGUGGCACUAACCACCACCAUCAUACUAUGAUAAAUGUUUGCGCAUGUUCCAGAUCAGUCUUAUCAACAGUGUGUAAGUCAUUAACAGCCCUAACUGUGGUGUUUUCCUCCAAUGCCUUCCAACAUCCAUCAACUAACGUGAGUAUUCCCUGGAAUUCAGAGGCUCUAGCCUAAAGAUGACUGCCACCAAGUGAGCUGGCUUUAUGACACUAAUGAAUAAGCCCCGUGUGUCAGACACUGCUGUGCUCUGUGGCUGUCCCUGAGAGCAGGGGGCAUACGAUGCAAGCUGCCUGGGACAGCGGCCCAGCCAGAUGUUGGCCGCGAGGGCCCAGAGGAAGAGGAACCGUUCUGACUUGGUCCGGCUGGUCGGCUGAGUGAGGGAGCUGUGCCUUGGCUAGUGCUGAGGUGGGGACUCACGAACAGUUGUGGUUCAUUUGAUCUUUGUUAAUUGCAAGGACUUGUCCCAGAACCUUGGUUCAUUUAAAAAGCAAAAGGCUAGUGAAAGCAAGUAACCGAACCGGUGAACUCACGUAUCUGUAGGUUCCUCUUAGGUUGGCUGCCUUCACUUUCUGGGUCACAUCCUUUGCAGCUGAGACUUGUCUUCUCUCUGCAGGGCCGUUAGGGCACGGUCAUUAGGGCAUGGCCCUCUCGGCCAGCAGCCGGCCCGCCUCGUGUUAGCCGGGGCGAAGGCGGCCGCCUCCCUGUGGGGCCCUGAGUGUUCUUGUGAAGGUACUUGGGCCCUGGUUGCUGGGUCAGAAGAUGUGCUAUAAAUGCUGGCUGUUGGGGGGAAAAGGUAACGGGCAGGACAAGGUGCUGCUGCCGAGUUCAGAGGUCAGAGUGUAGGGUGGAAGUGGGCGCAGAGACUGAAUGCCGAGCUCUGGCCUGGCUCACUUGAGGCUUCUCUCAGAGAAAAGGGAGGUUGGUUUGCUUGGCAGAGACCGUAGGGGGUAGGUUUUGCCGAUUUUAGCAUUGUGAGGGGCAAAAAGAAAAGGGCUGAGUGGAUCAAAUGCCAGGAGUGCGCUUUGGCUACAAACCAAAACGGGAUGUCUGAGCCUGUUGGGUGGUGUGCUCUUCAGUGGAAACCAAACCAACCAAGUAGUCAGCUUUUCCUGACUCAGUUCCUUGAUUUAGUGGCUUUUACAAAGUAAGUUGGAUGCUGUGGGCUGUUGUAGGAGACAUGCAGAGCCCCAGGUGGCCCCGGGCUGGCUUUGCCUUGUGGUUUCUCAGCUUCAGGCCUGUCCAGCCCACAGAGGCAGUUCGGGCACCCACUUCCCUCCGCCCAGACAGCUGGGAGAGGGAAGGCUCUGCUGCCUCCAGCAGGCCCUGUGGGCCCUGCGUCCACCUCUGGGAACCAUGUCCAUGUCGGUGCCUCCUCAGCAAUGGGGUUGCUGUGGGCACCCCCUGGCCUCAGGUUUCCGUCCUGCAGUGAGCGGCAGCCACCCGCCGCCUCCUCACCCGGCAGGAAGGCACUGUUGGCCUCUGCUUUUGCCGCCAUCAGUGACUGGAUGGGGCAGUGUCUUAGACCCACGCAGGUGUUGCCAGGCAGCUCUUGCCUGAAACACUUUACCUGUGGGCCUGUGGCCCAUCCCAUUAAUCCUGCUUUUUGCCACCCCUUGCUCACCUGGCCUCUCUGAUAAGCUUUGCCCAGAAGGUGGCAAUCACACAUCCAUCCCACCCCGGGGGCACCACUCCAGCAGCAUGCUCUGCGUUUACAAUACAGGUAAUAUGUUCUGUCUGGAGAGCUGCGGGAGCUCACAGACAGCAAGGCAACUGCCAGCCUCCCUCAUAAGCAGCUGCUACCACUUCACCCUCAGCCCGAGGCCUCGCCCCCUGGGUGUCUGUGGCAGGCGUCCCUCAGCGGUGUGAGGCCACAAGCCUUAGCUCAGUGUCUGCCAGGCACCUACCCACAGCCCAGAGCCUGCUGUGUCUGCAGAGCUAAAUCGGCCAUCGUCUUUUAAAUUUAACCACCAAAUUCUGUCAAAGCCACCACCCUGCAGUUAACAAUGAGGGUAACCUCCAGCCUUCUUUCUUGAAAGGGAAUGGCGAUAAGCAGCCCAGGUACAGCAGUUUCCCCCGGACCAGACGGCAGGGCUGGGCCUGCAGCGCAGAGGCUGCCCCUGGGGAGGGCUGGGGAGGAGGGAGCUCGAGGCCUGGGCUGCCUGCACACUGCUCGCUCCUGCAUCUCCCUGCACUGCUAACCAAGAACUGUUCCUUCUCUUGUCCAUCUCACUCCUGUUGCACCUGAAGCGGUUAAGUGCCUGGUGGGAUUGUCCCGUGAGCCAGGGGCAGGGGGCUUUGCUCUGUAGCCAGAGGACGCCAGGGAUCUGUGCUGCUGAGCCAGCGCUUCCAGAUGCUGCCCUGCGUGGGCAGUGCCUCGGGGCAGCUUCUCAGAAGUGCUGGUCUUACAGUCUUGAAGGGUCAAACUGAAUGUUCCUUUCAUCUGUCACUAUCGUCUUAGGCUUGAGUAGGUAUCUGACACGUCCCCCCACAUUUCCUCAAGCUGAUCUCCUCUUUCUUUCCUUUUCAGCGAUACUGGAGUAACCGCUUCCUAAGCCAUUGUGCAGAAAUGUGAGGGUGUUCGGUUGCGUGCAUGUGCGUUUUUAGCAACACAUCUGCCAGCCCUCUGCAUGGUUGAAGUUGGGGGGGGAAGAAAAGUAGAAAAAAGCCCCCGACUCAUUGUGUGUUAUGUGGAGGAAAUGUGUAUUACCAAUGGGGUUUUUAGGUUUUAAAUCAAAAUAGUAAUUAUAAAUGUACAGUUCAGCUUCAUGAAUCCGAGAGCCUCGCCAGAGAAUUUGUUUCUCUGCUGCAAGAAGAAUGAGGUUCUGAAACUUUAUCCAAGAACUCAGAUGCCAUCAGCCAAGUCUCCAUAUUUCUCUGCAAAACGUCGGCUUAUGUGAACAUACAGUAGUCAAUAUUCAGCUGUACUGCAUGCCUUCAGGUGGGAGUAGCCAGAUUUCUACGGUGUCAUUGAAACAUGUUACCUUUUAAUUGGCCCUGUACAGUUUUGCUUAUUUAUAAAUUUACUGAAAACACUACAGGUGUUGAAUGGUUAAAAUGUAGGCCUCCAGUUCAUAACUUGUUAUUUUUUGAGUGUACAAACAGCUAUUUUGCACUGUAUUAAGUGUAACUUAUUUAAUGAAAUCAGAAGCAGUAGACAGAUGUUGGUGCAAUACAAAUAUUGUGAUGCAUUUAUCUUAAUAAAAUGCUAAAUGUCAAUUUAUCACAACGCAUGUUUGACUUUAGACUGUAAAUAGAGAUCAGUUUAUCUCUGUGCUGGUAACAAGCAUUGCACAGACAUGUUUCAGGUAAAUAAAUCUAUUCUACGAUAA